AUGUCGUUAGUAUGCAAUUCUGAAAUGAAAGUUUAAUUAUGAAAUUAAAAGUAUAAACUACGGACAUUAUUAAAAAUGUUUAGGAAAGAUUUAUAAAAAGUAAUAUCUUUCACAGAAAUUUCAAAAUUAUCAUAUUUUGGUUGCCGAAGACAUGCAGAACGGAAAUGAUCCAAUCAACUCUGAAAAAAUCAAUGAAGAGAAAGCUUCAGCUCCUCCAGAUUAUUUUCAAUCACAAUUAAUUCAUCAACAAACAGGAGUAAACAACUUUCAACAAGCCAGUAAUCCUAACAUUCAAACUCCGAAUCCGAUGGGAAUGAACAAUCCUCAACUUAAUCAACCUCAAGCACCGUAUCCGAUGGGAAUGAACAAUCCCCAAUUUAACCAACCUCAAGCUAUGUACCCAAUGGGAAUAGUUAAUCCUCAAUUUAAUCAACCUCAAGCUAUGUACCCAAUGGGAAUGAACAACCCUCAGUUUAACCAACCUCAGCAAUAUCUAAAUACUCCACAAUUACCAAUCAACAACAGUAAUAACAUUGUUAAUCAACCUCAGAAUUCUAAUGUAAUAAACAUUAAUGUCAACCAAUCAACUAAAGAAAAAACUGUGUUGGUUGAAAUUCCUCCAAGUCACAUGAGGCUCGCUAUAUGUUCCUGUUUAUGCUGUUUUUGGCCUAUUGGAUUAUUCGCCAUUAUGAAAUCCUAUGAGGUUGAUAGCGCAUUUGCAGCGGGUGAUUAUUCGCGUGCUCAACAGGCUUCUAUUUCUGCCAGAAAAUAUGCAAGAAUAGCAAUCGCUGUGGGAUGCUUUGUAAUUUGUGUAAUUGCUAUCAUUAUGUUUACACGAAGAUCAUAUUAAAUUUUUUAAAUACUCUUUAAAUAUAAUAUAAAUAGAAGUUAAAUCCGCGUUUAUAUAAAUUUUUAUGUUGACACAAUUAUUUAAUUCUCAACACAUUUAUUUUAUGUAAUACGUUUAUAAUUGUAUUCAAACUUUAUGAAAUAUGUUACUUUUAUAACUAAAAUUAAUUGAAUAAAAUUUUUGCUGAAAAA
Hydra vulgaris (swiftwater hydra) is the source of this 1041-nucleotide messenger RNA. RefSeq lists its product as uncharacterized. Gene Ontology annotation, cellular component: membrane. Lineage: Eukaryota; Metazoa; Cnidaria; Hydrozoa; Anthoathecata; Hydridae. The record is from RefSeq and is a predicted model, not a curated record.